Molecule: messenger RNA, 897 nt
Organism: Cryptomeria japonica (Japanese cedar)
Lineage: Eukaryota; Viridiplantae; Streptophyta; Pinopsida; Cupressales; Cupressaceae
Product: S-locus-specific glycoprotein S6-like
Exons: 5
Coding region: 1-897 (298 amino acids)
Biological process (GO): recognition of pollen
Source: RefSeq, a predicted model, not a curated record
AUGGGUGGAUCUAGGGUUUCUUUGAAUCAUGGAAUCUCAGAAGCAUCUCAAGCCAAGAAUUUUGUUUCUGGAUUGAUCCCAUUUUUUGAUAGGGUUGCGAGCAAUUUCACCACACGUUGGUCUACUAGUUCAAAUGGAUUUGGGGUUAGAGAUGCUUCUAUCUGUGAUAGCAUUUGGUGCUUGAAAUGGGCUUACACGUUUGGGAAAAUGGGCCUCUUUCCUGAACUCCUUUCUAAAUUGAAGGGCCUCUUGGAAUCAAGGCUGGACGCGUGGAUUACUGGAAAUCAGACAAUAAUUUCAAAGAAUGGCACAUUUGAAUUGGGGUUCCUCAGCCCAAAUGGAACCAACAACUCGUAUACCAAUAUCAUAGAGAAGAUGUUUGUUUGGGUGGCUAACAGGGAGAAUCCCGCGAGAAACAGCGAUGACAAUAAAUCUGAAACUGUUUGGCAGAUUUUCGAUCAUCCACUUGACACCUUGUUGCCAGGGACGAGGUUCGGUGGACAGCGAAAGCUAGUCUCUUGGAAAAGCUCAUUGGGGGAUCCUGCUUCAGGGCUUUCUCCUAUCAGGCAAAUUCCAGAAAUAACAAAUAAAGGCUUAUACAAUAUCAGCGUUGAAAAUACUAACUCUGCUUUGAUAUCACUUAUACCUCGAUGGCUAUCACGAAUGUGCUCUCACAUUUCGUCCUUGUUAAGUCUGGAGGAAUGCAAUUAUAUGCUCUGCUUGAUGACGCUAAAUGAAGCAUGUGCCGUGUAUGGUUUGUGCGGCGCUUACGGAAACUGCAACUCCAACAAUCUUCAGUUCUGCAGCUGCGUGGAAGGCUUCAGCCCCACAGACAAAACCGCACCUGGGAUUCGCAAGAGUGGUGGUCCAGUGGCUGUGUCCGGCAGAGCCCAUUAA